This is a messenger RNA of Drosophila nasuta, 406 nucleotides long. RefSeq lists its product as uncharacterized. The record is from RefSeq and is a predicted model, not a curated record. The coding region runs from base 11 to 406 and encodes 131 amino acids. NCBI's taxonomy places the organism in Eukaryota, Metazoa, Arthropoda, Insecta, Diptera, Drosophilidae. The transcript has 3 exons.
UGGAGUGGAAAUGAGAAUCCACAUUAAUUUAUUAUUCGUCGACGGACCAACGGCGGGUAUUCAUGGACACUAUGUGUGGAUUAAAAAUAUUUCAUCUCUACUUGCCAAACAACUGGGUAAACAGCGAGUUAAGCGUUGGUUCUGUAAUCAAUGCUUACAAUACUCAACGAGUGAGGAGAGGGCAGCUCAACAUACAUUGAGAUGCAGUCGGGUGGUUACCGAGGGACCAAGGAAGGAUCAGAAGAUUACAUUUAAGAACCAUCACCGUCAGUUGGAGGUUCCGUUCGUCGUGUAUGCAGACUUUGAAUGCAUAUUGGAACCAGUAACAUUAGAUGUAAGUGCAAACACCAAAAUUAUUAAUAAGCAUCUUAGCGUCCGAUUUAUUUUGCUGCUCGAUCAAGACUGA